AUGGAAGAUUCUCUUGGUUCAACUAUAGAAAAUAUAAAACUCCAAGAACAAGAGAAAGAGGCAAGGCUGAAAGAAAAACGAGAAAUCGAUGCUGUUGUAAUUUCCCUAAAGAGAGAAAUCCGUGAAUGUUAUUCUCAAGUUGAAAAAUAUCAGCAAAAUCAAGAUACGCUUUUAAAGAACAUUGCCACGCUGCGUACACAAGUAAUAUUAGAAAAAAUACGCCGUGAAUCUUUAAUCACACAGUUACACGUACUCAAUAAAGAGUUAGAGGAUUUACGAGUUAAGUCGUUUGAAGGUAUUUCUAAGGUGUGGGAACAACGAUCUUCUUUAUGUGAGAAAAUUCACACCACUACUGAAAACUAUGACAUUUGGGCUUUACUUAUUAAGCCAACUUGCUUAGAAUCGAACUAUCUGAGUAAAUCAGUUGUAAAACAGGAAGACGAUAAUCUAGUGUUAGACAAUGAAAUUCGACUACAAGAAGCAGUUACUAAGCGGGAUAUCGCUUUAAAGGAGCGUGACCGACUUAAAGCUGAACCAGAUGAUGGUGAAGAGUUUUUGCGGAUCAAAAACGCCCUACGU
Vanessa atalanta (red admiral) is the source of this 579-nucleotide messenger RNA. RefSeq lists its product as uncharacterized. The annotation marks the transcript as partial. Lineage: Eukaryota; Metazoa; Arthropoda; Insecta; Lepidoptera; Nymphalidae. The record is from RefSeq and is a predicted model, not a curated record. The transcript is spliced from 4 exons.